AUGUUCUAUGUCAUCGGCCUGGGGCUUUGCGAUGAAAAGGAUAUCACCGUUCGGGGCCUCGAGGCAGUCAAGGGCGCGUCUCGAGUGUACCUAGAAGCCUACACCAGCAUCCUGAUGAUUCAACAAGAUCGCCUCGAAGAGUUCUAUGGAAAGCCAGUCAUCCUCGCCGACCGCGACAUGGUCGAAACCCAAUCCGACGAAAUCCUUCGAGACGCAGACAAGGAGGACGUCGCUUUCCUGGUUGUCGGCGAUCCAUUUGGAGCGACUACACAUACAGAUAUCAUCCUUCGAGCCCGUGCACUUGGAAUUCAGACAAGAGUUAUCCAUAAUGCCUCGAUCAUGAACGCGGUUGGAGCGUGUGGGCUGCAGCUGUACAACUUUGGACAGACCGUCUCGCUGGUUUUCUUCACGGAGACCUGGAAGCCGGACAGCUAUUACGACAGGGUGAAGGAGAACGUCCAGCUCGGGAUGCACACGUUGGUACUGCUGGAUAUCAAGGUCAAGGAGCAGAGCGAAGAGAACCUGGCACGAGGACGCAAAAUCUACGAGCCGCCAAGGUACAUGUCAAUACCUACUGCUGUUUCCCAGAUGCUAGAUACGGAAUCAACCCGACAAGAAAACGUCCUCAAUCCCGAAUCGACGCUCGCGAUCGCUCUCUCAAGAGUCGGUGGAGACGGAAACCAACAGCGAAUCGUAGCCGGUACUCUCAAGGAGCUUCAAGGCCAGCCUCCAGAGGUCUUCGGGGAGCCCCUUCACAGCAUCGUGAUUGUCGGUAAACGCGUGCACUACCUUGAAAUCGAGUAUGCGGAAGCUUUCGCUGUGGACAAGGAGAACUGGAGACGAGUAGCACGAGACGUAUAUGGAUGUGCCGGUCUGUAA
Messenger RNA from Coprinopsis cinerea okayama7#130, 879 nucleotides. Its product is annotated as diphthine synthase isoform b. The coding region runs from base 1 to 879 and encodes 292 amino acids. The transcript is spliced from 4 exons. Gene Ontology annotation, molecular function: diphthine synthase activity. Gene Ontology annotation, biological process: protein histidyl modification to diphthamide. Lineage: Eukaryota; Fungi; Basidiomycota; Agaricomycetes; Agaricales; Psathyrellaceae. The record is from RefSeq and is a predicted model, not a curated record.